AGAACAGGUAAAAAAAAAUGUGUACUUUAGAUUAGUUUUAGAUCAUAAUAAACCAAAAAUCUACGAUUCUCUUCGUGACCACGUUACCAAACGCCCGCUGCAGUUUCAUUUUCCGACUCAUCACCGCCGUCGGGUAGCAUCUCCGGCGGUCGAGUUAACGGUGAAAUCAACGACGGCCUCUUGGAUCGCUGCGAAUCCGGUUUUAGUAGCUUGAUUGGUUGCGGUGGCCGAGAUGGCUGGGAUUACGAUAGUUUUCGACUUCGAUCGGACGAUCAUUGAUGGCGACAGUGAUAAUUUGGUGGUGACGCAAAUGGGUCUCACCAAUCUCUUCAACGAGCUUUACUCUUCCUUGCCAUGGAACUCUCUCAUGGAUCGCAAUUUGCAUUUUGAUACCUUGAUGGUGGAGCUCCAAUCGCAAGAAAGAACUAUAGAGGAUAUUGCUGAGUGUCUGAAAGGCGCUGCAUUGCAUCCACAAAUUAUUGCUGCUAUUAGAUCAGCUGAAGCUGUUGGGUGUGACUUAAGGAUAAUUAGUGAUGCUAAUCAGUUUUUCAUUGAGACAAUCUUAAAACAUCAUGGUGUUUUGGGAUGCUUUUCAAAGAUCUACACGAAUCCUACCUUUGUAGAUGGGAAGGGAAGGCUUAGAAUCUUACCAUUUCAUGAUAACUCAACUUCUCAUGGUUGCAAUCUGUGCCCAUCAAAUAUGUGCAAGGGCCUGGUAAUUGACCAAAUCCGAGCUUCUAAAAGCGUAAACCAUAAAUUCAUAUACAUUGGAGAUGGGAGAGGUGAUUUUUGCCCAACCCUGAGGCUUGAAGAAGAAGACCAUGUAAUGCCUAGGAAGCUCUAUCCCCUCUCCGAGCGGAUAAACUCCAAUCAAACACUUGUAAAGGCUAAGACCCAUGAAUGGAGUGAUGGGAAAGAGCUGGAAAAGAUCUUAUCUGGCCUUGUGGAUGUAAAAUAAUUGAAUGUUGCCAUCCCAAUUUGCUGAUAAUCAUUUAUUACAAGACCUGAAGUCCAGAGGUAAUUUAAUUUGGUGGAAACUUGGUGACCCGUGAUUAAUAUCCUACGAGUUACCUUGUCAACCAAAUGUAGUAGGGUCAGGUGGUUGGCCCGUGAUAAAUCGAGGUGUGCAAAUAUCAUGUUUGCUUAUUAUUGRAAACUGGUCGCUUAUUAUUCAAUCAUAUUACUCUGGGACUAAGCUUUUUUGUGCAAUAUCAUAACUUUGGCAGAUAUCAUGUUUGCUGUCUGUUUUCUUAUUAGGAGGAGAAUUGGUUAACAUUUUCUUUUAUAGUCACCCAUCAAAAGAGAAUAUUUUCUCAACUUUUGUUAUUAUAACUAUUUGCAGAUGUUGAAGCAACUAGCUAUUGUCUCAUCAAUUUAUUGUAUCAGAAAAUCAACUCGUAUAAAGAUGUGC
Molecule: messenger RNA, 1411 nt
Organism: Momordica charantia (bitter melon)
Lineage: Eukaryota; Viridiplantae; Streptophyta; Magnoliopsida; Cucurbitales; Cucurbitaceae
Product: Pyridoxal phosphate phosphatase-related protein
Molecular function (GO): phosphatase activity
Source: RefSeq, a predicted model, not a curated record